AUGGAAGGCGAAGAAAACAACUGGAGCGAAACGGUGGAAGACCUGGUACAUGAAGGAGACAUCGACAAGGCCAUCUCUCUUCUUGAAUCUCUGGUUUCGAAGCUCGAAACAGCAACGAAUUCAUCACAACUGCUAUUGUCCUCUGCUCUCUUUGACUUGGCCAAACUUUACUCCUCUCAAGGCUUCUCUCUCAAGGCUGACGACACUCACUCUCGUGCUCUCCUCAUCAAACAGCGGUCUCAUCACACUCCCUCUCCAAAUGGUGAAUUGAAGGCUGCGAAAAGGGAUACGCAGGAAAAUUGGAUUUCGCGGAAUGAGUGUUCACCUAGUAAUGGAUCUUCUGAGGAGGGGGAUCAUGGGAAAUCUUCAAAUUUGGAUGAUGGUGCUUUGCAUCAGGAUGGCUGUUUGGAUGAUGGGAGGAAGUGCUAUUGGGCUGCAAGGAAGUUAGCACUGUUUAGCCAAUUGGGUAGAGGUUGUGUGGAAACAAAAAACAUGUGUUUGGUAGUGGUGGUGUGUGGGAAGUGUGGUGUGGCUAGGAUGAAGUGGGCUUCAAAGGAGUUUAUUUUACCACAAAAUUAUGUUAAUGGCGAUUUUAAUGUUGUGGAAGACUGGGAAGCUGUUGCUGAUCAUGCUCCAGAUGAAUUACUUCCCCAACAAUGCUUACCAGGAGUAUCAAAACUCUCACUGGAAGAUACAAAAGUUCAAACCCCUAAGCGGCGUGGAAGGGGAACGUUCGCAUAUAGGAAACAUGGCUUGUAUAGUGAUCAACAAUCUGAUCGGCCUGUAACUGAUGACUCUGAAGACGAAGCCGCAUGCCCCACAUCAGAAGGAGAUGAAGAAAGAAAAAAUUUAAAUUAUGGUACAAGUCACGUUCUCGUUUUGGCCGACUUCCCAUCAAAUACUAGGACAACUGACUUACAGAAGCUGUUGGAGAGCUUCAAAGAUCGUGGAGUUGUGAUUCGCUGGGUCAAUGAAAAAGCUGCACUUGCAGUGUUCAGAACACCAUCAAUUGAUAAUGACCGUGAUAUGCUACUUAUUAGGGUUCGUGUUCAUGUUAUGUUAAUGUGGAAAUGUUGA
Messenger RNA from Ilex paraguariensis (yerba mate), 1077 nucleotides. The record is from the annotation of a GenBank genome assembly. Lineage: Eukaryota; Viridiplantae; Streptophyta; Magnoliopsida; Aquifoliales; Aquifoliaceae.